This is a messenger RNA of Phlebotomus papatasi, 3347 nucleotides long. RefSeq lists its product as uncharacterized. NCBI's taxonomy places the organism in Eukaryota, Metazoa, Arthropoda, Insecta, Diptera, Psychodidae. The transcript has 4 exons. The record is from RefSeq and is a predicted model, not a curated record. Bases 1426 to 3222 code for a protein of 598 amino acids.
CUUCAUGUUUUUUUCUUUUUUUGUUCUUUUUUUUCUUUUUUCUUAGUUUAAUACAGAGACUUUUCACAGAUAUAAUACACAUAAACCGAACAAAAUUGCUCUACAAUCAAAAUUAUAGACAGGAAGUCAUUUUAUAAAAUUGACAAUACACAACUUUGCCAAUACACAACAUUUCCAAUACACAAACCUCACAACUAUAAUGCUCGUGCAAAAAUUACCAACAAUAGUGGUUGUAAAUUUUUUUACUGUGUAGGCUAAAAGGUGCCCCACUCCCCCUCUAUAUAACAAAGUGAUACAAUGUCAGAGAAUUGUUGAAUUUUGAAACACAAGGUAGAAAUAAACACUGAUAUUUAUGUCUAUACCUACUUGGAUUUAUGUCGACUAUUUCUUUACUGAACAAGGAUCCCUACAGCAACUGUGAAUUCAUAUAAGUUUCGUCCUAGUCUACUAUCUAAUUUUAAAAAAUUGCAAUUUUUAUAACUACCCUGUGUUUAUUGCUGCCCCAAUUUUCUCUAAGGUUUUAAACACUACAGUUUAGAGAAUAGGGUUUUUGCUUUGGAAAAUAAAUAGAAAAAUUGAAAUAUUCAAAGGCAGGUCGCUUUCCCCUGUAGUUCUGGCCCUAUGGCGUGGAUUGAGCUGAAAUUUUAGUAUGCUGUAGUUACGUUUAAAUAUCUAAAUAAAAUCUAAUAUUAUAUCUUAAAAAAAUCUUAAUUGUCUCAAACAUCCCUGAUCCGAGCUGUAAGGAAGGGAUCAAAGUUCAAAAAUUGACCCGACUAUAGGGUAAGAUGUGGUAAUUUGGAAUCAUGUCUAAUUUGGAACUAUGAGAUUUCCAACCAAUUUCAGAUGGCAAAACAAUAAAACUACGAAGAAGUACUUUUGAACGUAAAGUCCUGUACUGCCUCGUGGUUUUCUUAUUUCCUUUGACCAUAUGAAACAGUGAGAACCUCUAAAAAUUGCAAAAUAGGCUUGAUUCCAAAUUACUCCGUCUUACUCUCUCUGGUUAUAAUUAACAUUUUGACCUGAAUUUUUCUUUGUGGGUUUGUCACGAUCAGCGAUAUUAGAAGAUAAUUUAAAAUUUCACCAGUCAGUGGUGCUAUGUGAUAACAUAAAAAUUCAAAUACACAAACCUCACAACUAUAAUGCUCGUGCAAAAAUUACCAACGAUAGUGGUUGUAAAUUCUUCACAUAAAAAUUCAAAUUAAUUUUUCUCAAAAACACCAUUUGUGCAUUUUGUGGUGUUGCAGUCUACUAGGCUAUGAAGUUUACAAAAAGUGAUGUGGGACUGUGGGAUCGCUGUGGUUACGAUAGAACUGGAGAUAUUGGGUUAAAGUUCAUGUAAUUCGAAACCCAAUAUCUCCGGUUCUAUUUUACCGCAUUUGAAGUGAGGGCGCAAAAACGAAAAGUUUUCGGUUGGGUCUCCCACAGAUGAUUCAUGUAUCCCCUAAGCUGUCCCCGAAAAUAUCUAAUCCGAUAUAUGGCCACCGUGUUGAAUUGGAACAUUCUACACAUCCUUCGAAAACUUUUGUGCCUUCGGUAGGCAGUGAUGACACCAGCAAUCGUGAAUCUGAAUGUAGUGGGGAGCGCUCACCCAUCAGUCCCAUAUGUUCAAUGACUAUAGGAGUACCAAAGACAACACUUUAUGAUUCUUUGGCGGCAGAAUUGCGUGCCAAAUUGAACGGAAAAGGCCCUCCCAUACUGCUUCCGCCACGUGAUUACGACACUGUGCACCGUUCAAAGGGAAAUCUAGCAGCCACUGAACUUCGGCGGUGUCAAAACCAGUCGAUUGUAGGUGGACCAGAUUCUGGAAAGCAGGGUGUGUCCUCGCGUGGGUCUUCUGGCAUUGGAUCAGAUCUAGCACCCAGUCCUGAGCGUCAGGAUAUACAAAUAUCUAGUGAUGAUGAUUGGACCAAUGAUCAUCAAGAAUCAAUUAUUAUUAUGCAGGCACCACGGAGACCUGCCCCAGAUAAUCUGACACCCAUCGGAUUGUCGACUCAGAGACCAAUAACCACAUAUUUGUAUCCCGACGAAGCUCCACGUAAUGAUCAGUUUGUUGACAAUCACAAUGUACUUCUCAAGCACCGAAUAAUUCCUUUAAAAGCACCGGCUGAAGAGCGACGAAGGAGUGAUUCUUCACAAUCACGUGAAGACGAGGUAAAACCAAUUCUAACAAAAAAUCGCCAUCCAUACAAUGAGUCAACUCGGUUUCGAGAGGUAUUUGAUCAAGGUAAAAAUUAUGCUGUAGAGUUAAAAAAAAACCAAUUCUCUGAAGAUGAAAAGGAUGUCUUAGAAAAAGAUGAAAUUGAGAGACCAGUAAGAAGGGUGUCUUCUACAAAAACAAAGGAAAUUGAUUUUAAAUUUAGAGAGAACCUGACAGACAAACAAAAAUAUAUGGCAGAAAAAUGUCGACAAAAUUGUCAUCGAGGAAGAUUACGAUCUGAUCAAAUGGACAAUAUGAUUGAGAAGAUGGAAAAUGUAAAAUAUCGUGAAGAGAAGCCACGUUAUAAAUUGCAUUUGUCAGAAAAAUCCAGUAAUGCGAGUCGGGAAAAAUCAGUAGAAAUAUCCAAGUACGGGGACUUUGCUGCAGAAGAUGGAAUUGAGAGAAAUCCCUAUCAUGAGCUAGAAAGUCAGCCUUACCGGGAAUCAAUUGAGAAGAUGAUAAAGUCUCCAGUAAUGCGAUACAAAUCCUUUGAUGAUUCUAAGUAUCAUCUUGAGAUUAUUCCCAUGGAAGAAACAUGGAAUGACAAGAAAAGUUAUUUAUCGCAGAAACGCUAUCAUGAGGAUGUCAAAAUGUAUCAGUAUGCUCAAGAAGAGUUUAAGCCGAGUCGACGUGAUUAUGUAAUUGAAGGAAAGAAGGUGUCUCCAAAAGAGCGUUUUUACAAUGCUAGAGAGAAAUUCAAAGCUAUGGAAUGUGGAGUUCAUAAGCCAAGUCGUUCAUAUGAUGUAAUGGCAUCCAAAAGGGAAUCGCUCGAUCCUUCUUCGAGGCACUCCUUACAGCAUCUAAGAUCGAGUCCAAUACUUUGUAAGGACGACUGGAGUUCAGAUGAAGAUCUUUCAUUGCAGAACAUUUCUGUGCCGACAUAUCGCGAUCAUGAGCCACCCCGUAUGAUAUCAAGAAAUCUAGUAAAGGGAUAUCGCCACAGCUAUGCCGAACCACGAAAUCCAAUGCCUCGUACCCCUUGUACCAGUGGACGCGUUGGCCUAGCCGCUGUUAAUCAUUAUUGAUCACAAUAUCUCGCGAAAUCACAAAUCUUCUUCCUGUAUAUUGAAUUUUUUUUAUAAAUUUAUAGGUGAAUUGUACCACGAAUAACCCUACUUAUUCCUAUAAUAAUAACUUAUCCCCUAGUCUA